This is a messenger RNA of Drosophila innubila, 804 nucleotides long. Its product is annotated as low molecular weight phosphotyrosine protein phosphatase 2-like. Lineage: Eukaryota; Metazoa; Arthropoda; Insecta; Diptera; Drosophilidae. The coding region runs from base 101 to 592 and encodes 163 amino acids. The transcript has 3 exons. The record is from RefSeq and is a predicted model, not a curated record. Gene Ontology annotation, molecular function: protein tyrosine phosphatase activity. Gene Ontology annotation, biological process: protein dephosphorylation.
AUUUGUAAACACAUUUCAUUUGUAAACAUAACACAUAUUUUAACGUAUUAUUUAUAGAACAAAUAUAGCAGUGUUAAAAUUGCAAUUAUCAGUGGAAACAAUGGGAAAGUCUAGUAAGCCAAAGAGUGUACUAAUGGUGUGCGUGGAUAAUAUUAGUCGAUCUCCCAUAGCGGAGGCUGUUCUGCAUGACGCCAUCUGCAAGUUGGGACUCCAGAACGAGUGGCGAGUGGACAGCGCCGCCAUCGAGGGUUGGAACUUGGGUGCCAAGCCAGAUCCCAGGGCCUUGAGUGUGCUCAGACAUCACAACAUUGAGUAUUAUAGCUGCGCCCGGCGUUUGGUCUUGGAUGACUUUGAUAAAUUCGAUUAUAUCUUGGGUAUGGAUCAGAGUAAUAUGGCCUCGCUAAAACUCUUGAUGCCGCACUAUUCGAAUGCCACGUUACUUUUGCUAAGUGACUUUUUGUUUGGUUUCGAGCCAAACCAUCGAGCAAUUGAGGAUCCCUACUACGCCCCUUUCGAGAAGAUAUUCGAGCAAUGCUCGUAUGCGUGCUCCAGCUUUUUAAAACAAGCGCGUCGUAAUCAAAUUGUAAUUUAACAGCCCCAUUGACAGGCAAACAACAGCUGAUGGUGGAAGCUGCCAACUUGAAGUUAGUGUUGGACAACGACAACUUGUAGCUUUUCAGUAGUAGGGCUGCAGAAACAUGAGUAGAUGGCUCAUGCAAUCGGUAAAUUUGAGGUUCCAGCGAUAAAUUAUGUAUCGCAACAGAAAACGAUCACGAUAACGUUGCUUAAUUUAAAUUUUAGGUA